This is a messenger RNA of Vigna angularis (adzuki bean), 2286 nucleotides long. Its product is annotated as pentatricopeptide repeat-containing protein At2g01390. NCBI's taxonomy places the organism in Eukaryota, Viridiplantae, Streptophyta, Magnoliopsida, Fabales, Fabaceae. The record is from RefSeq and is a predicted model, not a curated record. Bases 32 to 1819 code for a protein of 595 amino acids. The transcript is spliced from 2 exons. Gene Ontology annotation, molecular function: protein binding.
UUAAUGAUGGCUAUGGUAUCAAUGAAUUGCAAUGUUACUGAAGUGUAUAACCAGAAUCUCCAAGCUUCAUGGAUUUCUCAGAAACCUUGUACCUUGUCCUUCUACCAAAGUCAAAGCCAUGCAUUUCCUCAAGCAGCAUCAAGGCAAACCAAAAAGCAAACCCAUUACUCCAUUUCGCAGUGACAGCAACACCGACAUGAAAAAACCUGAGAAAUUGAAUUUGAAAUUGAAAGAAAAGAAGAAGAAGGAUGAGCCCAGAGAGUAUACGAGGAACGUAAUUGGGAAAAUUUACAACACGCUAAAGUACUCAACCUGGGAAACAGCUGAGUCAGAGCUCAACAAUCUCCCUUUGAAGUGGGACUCAUACACGGUGAACCAGGUUCUGAAGUCACACCCGCCAAUGGAGAAAGCGUGGCUGUUCUUCAACUGGGCCUCUGGGCUCAAAGGGAUCAAGCACGACCAAUACACUUACACUACCAUGCUUGAUAUUUUCGGGGAAGCUGGGAGAGUAUCUUCCAUGAAGCACGUUUUCCAGAAGAUGCAGGAGAAGGGAAUCAAGGUUGAUUCUGUUACCUACACUUCCAUGAUGCAUUGGCUUUCCAGUUAUGGGAACGAAGAUGAGGCUAUGCAAAUGUGGGAAGAAAUGAAAUCCAAGGGGUGUCAUCCCACUGUUGUCUCUUACACGGCUUAUAUGAAGAUUCUGUUUGAUAAUAAAAAAGUAAAGGAGGCCACUCGUGUUUACAAGGAGAUGAUUGGCUCUGGUGUUGCUCCAAAUUGCCACACUUACACUGUCCUAAUGGACCAUCUUAUUGGGUCUGGAAAAUGUAAAGAGGCCCUAGAGAUUUUUGAAAAGAUGCAAGAGGCUGGGGCACGACCUGACAAAGCUGCAUGCAAUAUUUUGAUUGAGAGGUGUUCUGAAGUUGGUGGGACUGAGUUCAUGACACAUAUCUUUCAGUACAUGAAAGAAAACCGUCUUGUUCUCCGAUACCCUGUUUUUGUUAAAGCAUUGGAAGCUUUAAAAGUUGCUGGUGGGAGUGAUACCCUUCUAAGGCAAGUGAAUCCUCAGUUUUAUAUUAGCAUAAGGAAGAACAAAAUUGAUAGUGUCACGGUUGCUGCAGAUUCUCAUACUAACAUGGAUAAAGAGCUUUUAUUUGUUUUAUUGAAAAAUAGAAAUGUUGUUGCUAUUGACCAUUUACUUAGAGGGAUGAUGGAAAAGAAACUAUCUUUAGAUCAUAAGGUUAUCUCUACCAUUAUUGAGGUAAAUUGUAGUCAUUGCCGACCUGAAGGUGCUUUGUUGGCUUUCAAGUACAGUGUUACAAUGGGAAUAAGUAUAGAGAGAACAGGAUAUCUCUCCUUAUUGGGCGUGUUGACCAGAUCAAAUAAGUUUUCAAAGCUGGUGGACAUUGUUGAGGAAAUGACUAGAGCUGGACAUUCUCUUGGAAUCUAUCUAGCUUCACUUUUGAUCUUUAGGCUUGGUUGUGCUAGGAAGCACACUUUUGCUAUGAAGAUUUUCAAUUUAUUACCUGAUAGCCACAAGUGCACUGCCACCUAUACUGCUUUGAUUAGUGUUUACUUCUCUGUUAAAAGAGUUGAUAAGGCGCUUGAGAUUUACAAAACCAUGUGCAGCAAAGGAUUUUGUCCUGUGUUAGGUACAUAUAAUGUACUAAUAGCCGGCUUGGAAAGAAAUGGUAGACACGCUGAAGCAGAACAUUAUAGGAAAGCAAUGAAAACCCUGAAUUCCAAUAAUGGUUCUCAGGAAAGUGUUUCCAUAGAGGGAAACAUAUGCAAUCUUAUAUUUUCUGUGGAUGUCAUACUUUAAUCUUGGUACUCUGGGAGUUUUCACUUUUGAGUUCAAGUUGAGGGCAUGCUGAAUAGUUGCUACUGGAGAGUGAAGGAGUGCUGGUUAUGCAGCACAUCUAUCAAGAAAUAAACCGACAUUUUGAUCUAAGUGGCAGUUUAUUGGAGAUGCCAACAAGGUCUAACUGUUAUGUUCUACCUCCACUUGAAGCAACCAUAUGAUGCAUAACACAACUUUUUGAAGUGUGUUCACAUGCAUACGGUCAUGGAUUUGUGAAGUCAAAGGCAGACAGAAUUUGUGAUUGAAGGAAUGUGGGAUGACAACUAUUUACUGAAAAGUCCCUAUAUUAAGCAUAAUUGCUUUGCAUCUGUUUGUUUUCCUUACGUAUAUUUGGUGUUUUGUAGACAAAGUCAUAUCUGUAGUGUAUAUGAAAGGAAUUGUCAACAUUUUUGUCACGUAAAUUUUAACCUUUUUGCUGCAUUAAUUUU